Hibiscus syriacus is the source of this 1051-nucleotide messenger RNA. Its product is annotated as 3-hydroxybutyryl-CoA dehydrogenase-like. The record is from RefSeq and is a predicted model, not a curated record. Gene Ontology annotation, biological process: fatty acid metabolic process. The transcript has 5 exons. NCBI's taxonomy places the organism in Eukaryota, Viridiplantae, Streptophyta, Magnoliopsida, Malvales, Malvaceae. Bases 31 to 903 code for a protein of 290 amino acids. Gene Ontology annotation, molecular function: oxidoreductase activity, acting on the CH-OH group of donors, NAD or NADP as acceptor; NAD+ binding.
GGUAGUUUGCGUUUUGCAGGCCGAGAAAAAAUGGGAGAAACAAAGAGUUUAGCGGUGGUGGGCGGUGGACAAAUGGGUUCGGGCAUAGCUCAACUCGGUGCCAUGCACGGUCUCCGUGUUUGGCUUCUUGAUACCGAUCCUGCCGCUCUUUCCAAAGCCACUCAAUCCAUCUCUUCUUCCCUUCAACGUUUUGUCUCCAAAGGACAACUCUCCCAGGCUGCUCGUACAGAAGCUUUGAAACGUAUUGAAUGUACUUUAAAUAUAGAAGACCUACGGUCGGCUGAUUUCAUUGUCGAAGCAAUUGUAGAAUCAGAAGACGUGAAGAAAAAGUUGCUUAUCGAACUUGAUAAGAUUGCUAAGAGUUCAGCCAUUUUAGCAUCUAAUACAAGUUCCAUCUCCAUUACUCGGUUAGCAACUGCAACCAGCAGACCGAGCCAGGUCAUUGGAAUGCAUUUCAUGAAUCCUCCUCCAGUAAUGAAGUUGGUUGAGAUUAUUCGUGGUGCAGACACAUCAGAUGAAACAUUUCAUGCGACAAAAGCAUUGGCGGAGAGGUUUCGCAAGACGGUAAUCUGCUCUCGGGAUUAUUCGGGCUUCAUCGUGAAUCGAAUCCUCAUGCCAAUGAUAAAUGAAGCAUUCUUCACACUUUAUACUGGGGUGGCCACCAAGGAAGAUAUCGAUACAGGGAUGAAAUUAGGGACAAACCAGCCAAUGGGUCCCUUGGAGCUUGCAGAUUUCAUAGGACUGGACGUGUGCUUAUCGAUAAUGAAAGUUCUACAUACCGGUCUGGGUGACAGUAAAUAUGCCCCCUGCCCUCUUCUCGUGCAGUAUGUUGAUGCCGGUCGUGUUGGGAGAAAAUGCGGUGUCGGGGUAUAUGACUACCGUAAACCAUCUCCCCGACUCUGAAUAUAUUCUUAUUUCAUAGAUCAUGAGUAACAAAAGCAGUGCCUGAAUAAAGUUCAUAAGUUCCUGAAAUAAAUUGGUAUAGAAAUGUACCUUUUUUUAAUCCCUUUACCAUUUCUAUUGCUUAAAUAUUUAAUUCUUUUAGUGGCCA